AUGAUGCGUGGAUUCAAACAAAAACUUAUAAAGAAAACUACUGGUUCUUCAUCAUCUUCUACUAGUAAGAAAAAGGAUAAGGAAAAGAAUCAUUCAUCUUCAACGACAAAUCCAACAACACCAUCAAGUUCGAACGCUUCAAUAUCUUCCUCAUCUUCUGCUUCUUCCAUUACAUCAGGUAACAAUACUAAUAUCAGUAAUAACACUACUGGUACCACCUCUUCGUCUGCUGCAAAUGCAAGAAAAUUAACUUCGAACUCCACAUCAUCAACCUCUUCCACUUCAAACACCCAUCAUAAUAAACCUAAUAAAAGCAAACCAACAUCAACUAAGCACUAUUCUUCCUCCUCAGGUUCAGGAUCAGGAUCGACAACCUCCUCAUCUUCAAAUUCAUCAAACAAGGCAAAACAACAAGAUCCUCACAAACCAAGAUCAUCAUCAAAUACUACAACCACCACCAAGAAGAAACAAGUAUCAUCAUCUCAACCUGUUUCAGUAUCAUCAUCAUCAUCAUCAUUAUCAUCCACAAAUAACAUUGGACAAUCAACAAAGUCUACAGGAAAGGCAGAAGAACUCCACCAAUCUCAACCACCUAUAGUCACCGUAACUACUUCCGAUGAUAAACAACAGAAUGAACUUGAACCUCACUUUCAACAACAACAACAACAACCAUUGAAUAUACAUAUUGAUACCAACAACAACAACACUAGCACAUAUACAAACACAAUUAACAAUAACAAACCUCAUCCAUCUUUUCUUGGAGCUGCUACUUCUCCUCCUUCAUCUCCAUUCUUAUCAAAGGAUAAUCAGAUGCAACAACAACAACAACAACAAGAUCUAUCAAAUAACAACACAGUAUCUUCUCCAGGUAUAGAUAUCCCAAGAUCAUCUCAUUCAUUCGAAAAAUUACCCACUCCAACAAAAUUAAACGCUGAUUCAGAUCUAGAAUUGAUUAAAACUCCACAACGUCAUUCAUCUUCAAGAUUUGAACCAUCAAGAUACACACAACUAACAAAAUUACCAAAUUUUGAUGAAGUUUCCCCCGAGGAAAGAAUCUCAUUAUUCAUUGCAAAAGUUAACCAAUGUAACACCAUGUUCGAUUUCAACGAUCCAAGUUUUGACAUCCAAGGUAAAGAAAUUAAAAGAAUAACAUUACAAGAAUUAAUAGAAUUCAUAGUAACAAACAGAUUUCAAUACACAAACGAAAUGUAUUCUCAUGUAGUAAACAUGUUUAAAAUUAACCUCUUUAGACCAAUCCCACCACCAGUAAACCCCGUUGGUGAUAUAUAUGACCCCGACGAGGAUGAACCAGUUAACGAAUUAGCAUGGCCUCACAUGCAAUUAAUUUAUGAAUUCUUCUUAAGAUUCGUUGAGAGCCCUGAUUUCAAUCAUCAAAUUGCAAAACAAUACAUUGAUCAAAAUUUCAUCUUGAAACUUUUGGAAUUGUUUGAUAGUGAAGACAUUAGAGAAAGAGAUUGUUUAAAAACAACAUUACAUAGAAUUUAUGGGAAAUUCUUAAGUUUAAGAAGUUUCAUUCGUCGUUCCAUCAAUAAUAUCUUCUUACAAUUCACUUACGAAACCGAGAGAUUUAAUGGGAUCGCUGAAUUAUUGGAAAUAUUAGGUUCAAUCAUUAAUGGAUUUGCCCUACCAUUGAAAGAAGAACAUAAAGUUUUCCUUGUAAGAAUUUUAAUACCAUUACAUAAAGUUCGUUGUCUUUCAUUAUAUCAUCCACAAUUGGCUUAUUGUAUAGUUCAAUUUUUGGAAAAGGAACCAUUAUUAACUGAAGAAGUUGUAAUGGGAUUAUUACGUUAUUGGCCUAAGGUGAAUUCAACAAAGGAAAUUAUGUUUUUGAAUGAAAUUGAAGAUAUUUUCGAAGUUAUUGAACCAUUAGAAUUUAUUAAAGUGGAAGUGCCAUUAUUUGUACAAUUGGCUAAAUGUAUUUCAUCAUCACAUUUCCAAGUCGCUGAAAAAGUUUUAAGUUAUUGGAAUAAUGAAUAUUUUUUGAAUCUUUGUAUAGAAAAUGCUGAAGUCAUAUUACCAAUAAUUUUCCCAUCAUUAUAUGAAUUAACUUCACAAUUGGAAUUAGAAACGAAUAAUAAUUCAUUAUUAGACCCUACAAACAACAACAACAACAACGGCACCACCAAUAAUAACAAUAACGACAUGUUGAAUCAAGAUGAAAAUGGUGGAAUCAAUUCUAAUAACACGAAUCUAUGUGAUCCUUACAUGUUAGUGGAACAAGCAAUCAAUUCAGGUUCAUGGAAUAGAGCCAUUCAUGCAAUGGCAUUCAAGGCAUUGAAAAUCUUCUUAGAGACUAACCCUGUCCUUUAUGAAAAUUGUAAUGCAUUAUAUUUAUCUAGUAUUAAAGAAACUGCAAAUAGGAAAAUUCAAAGAGAACAAAAUUGGAAGAAAUUGGAAGAAUAUGUUAAAAACUUGAAAAUAACUGAAUCAGAACAAUUGCAACAAAAACAGCAAGAGCAAGAUCAAGAGCAUAAUAUUGUUAAUGAUGAUGAUGAUACUCAAAUGAAUAUAGAUAGAAAUAAUAAUGACGAUAGUAUGACAGACGAUAAUAAUGCCUUAUUGACCGAGACAGAAUUUCAUGGUUCAGAAAGAACUAUACCGGAAUUAGACAACGAAAAUGAGAACGAAAACGGAAACGAAAACGAAAAUGGAGGUUCCCCAGAACAAGAUAGUCAUAUGAAAAUAUAA
Messenger RNA from Naumovozyma dairenensis CBS 421, 2709 nucleotides. RefSeq names its product protein phosphatase 2A regulatory subunit RTS1 (gene RTS1). The transcript has a single exon. NCBI's taxonomy places the organism in Eukaryota, Fungi, Ascomycota, Saccharomycetes, Saccharomycetales, Saccharomycetaceae. The record is from RefSeq and is a predicted model, not a curated record. Gene Ontology annotation, biological process: signal transduction. Gene Ontology annotation, molecular function: protein phosphatase regulator activity. Gene Ontology annotation, cellular component: protein phosphatase type 2A complex. The coding region runs from base 1 to 2709 and encodes 902 amino acids.